Momordica charantia (bitter melon) is the source of this 1299-nucleotide messenger RNA. RefSeq names its product cysteine-rich repeat secretory protein 38-like. NCBI's taxonomy places the organism in Eukaryota, Viridiplantae, Streptophyta, Magnoliopsida, Cucurbitales, Cucurbitaceae. The record is from RefSeq and is a predicted model, not a curated record.
UGGUCUCACGACACGAAAAUAGCAGUCUCAAUUUUCCUCUCAGAAAUUUCCAAUGGAAGGUGGCGUGAUUAAAUACGGAACUCAACAAGACUAUGCCAAUUCCAAGUGGGUCGUAGCGUAGGUUCUCUCUUCCAAUUUCUAUAUAUGUUUUGAUUCAAAAACCGACUGGAUUUGAUUUGACAGACCCAACAAAAAUGGAGAUCCCCACAACGCUUUUCUUCCUUAUCUCCUUGGUUCUCUCACAGUUGAUUUUGAGCACGGUUUCUCAGCCGGACUUUUUCUUUAGCAAAUGCUCAGACAAAUUUGGCAACUACAGCAACAGCAGCCCUUUCAGGGGAAAUCUGAACAGCGCACUCGCCACCAUCUCCUCCAAAUCCAGCACUCAGGUAGUUGACUACGGCUUCAACAACGCCUCCUCCGGCGAAGAUCCCGACAGAGCCAACGUUAAGGCGCUAUGUCGUGGAGGCGUUUCCUUGGAACAAUGCAGAAUUUGCGUGAGUAACUCGGUCCGGAGGAUUUUACAAAAUUGCCCUUCCCAGAAGGAAGGCACUGGAUGGUACGGGAAUUGCCAGAUUGUUUACUCAAACAACUCCGUCCAUGGGGAGAUAUCCAUUUCAGGGGCGACCCGCAUUUUAUACAACACCGGUAGAGCCCCAGACGCGAAGGGUUUCAAUGAGGAACUGAGGGAGUUGCUGGAUGGGCUGCGGGACAGGGCUGCGUCAGGGAGUUCUAUUCGCAAGUCCGCCAGCGGAGAUGUGAGGCUUGAAGCUCCGAAUACGUAUACCAUAUAUGGGCUUGUUGAUUGUUUUCCCGACAUGUCGUUCUUCGACUGUGAUGUGUGCCUCAGUCGGCUUCAGAGUAAUCUUCCCAGUUGCUGUAGCGGCAGCAUAGGGGCCAGAUUGGUUGUCACUAGUUGUCAAAUCAAUUAUGAGAUCCACCCUCUGUAUGAGUCACUCCUCUCUCCGCCCUCUCAAUACGCGCCUCCAACAAUUUAGCAUUCCCAUCAUUUGUUGGGAGAAGAAAGAAAGUUGAUUAAGUUCCAAUGUUAUUUGAUGAAUUCGAUGCACUGCCAAACCCAAAUCACUAGUUGGGAUUUGGGAAGGAAGGUUAGAUUAAUUAGCUUUAUCAAUUUUUUUUUUAUUUUUUAUUUUAUGAACUGCUCAGAGGAAAAGUUUUUUUAACUCGUCCAAAUUUUACAUGAAUUCCGAGCGAGUUUUCUUCAAACUCAUUCAAUUUUAGCAAGAUUCAAACACGAUGUUUAUCCAUUUAAUUUCAACUAACCCAAAUUAUAAUAAAAAC